AUGGCUGCCAAGACGUACCCGUUGAUGUCCCGCAGAGAGGUCGAAGCCUUGAUCGCAGACGGCCGAAGUAUCUUCAUCCUCGACCAGCAUGUAGUCAAGGCAGACCCUUGGCUCCAGUACCACCCGGGCGGCGACAAGGCCAUCUUGCACAUGGUCGGGAGAGAUGCCACUGACGAAGUCACCGCUCUUCACUCGGCCGACGCGAGACAGCAGAUGAACCGCUACCGCAUCGGCAAGAUUGAAGGGCGAUGGGCCAACUUCGUCCCUCCCAUCCAGGGGGGCAAGUUCAGGCCCCUAUCAGAACUAUCAGACGGCAGCGAAGAGUUCUACACCAAUUGCACAACCUCGAUUCUCUCCUCGACAGCCUCCUCAAGCCACUCGAGCUCCCGUGCGCCAUCUCCCGUGUUUGACGACACCACUGAUCCGACCCUGCGAAAACGGCACGCUUCGAGCAGUGAAAACCCCCCGGGUCCGGCCUCGGUCUCUUCAAUCUCAUCUGCCGACGCCGACGAUGGCAUGUCGUUCCUCGACACCCUGACCAGUGAGAAGAUGAAUCUCGACCUGGACAAAUAUCCGUCACUGGACUUUGCCACACAGGACACCAUUGUGGCCAAAUAUCGGGACCUGCACCAGCGGAUCAAGGAUGAAGGACUCUACAAGUGCAGCUACCGAGCCUAUGCCAUCGAAGUUUGCCGUUAUUCCAUGCUCGCUGCCUCUGCACUUCUCUUCCUGCACUGGGGGUGGUAUGUCCCGAGUGCGAUAUGCUUGGGCGCCUUUUGGCACCAGCUAGUCUUUACCGCCCAUGACGCCGGCCAUAUGGGCAUCACACAUGGCUUCCACACCGACACUGUCAUUGGUAUCAUCAUUGCCGACUUCCUUGGCGGUCUGUCCCUUGGGUGGUGGAAGAGGAACCACAAUGUACAUCACAUCAUCACGAACUCGCCAGAGCACGACCCUGAUAUCCAACACAUGCCCUUCAUGGCCGUCUCUCAUCGGCUUCUCACAUCUCUGCGCUCCACCUUCUACGAGCGUGUCAUGACGUAUGACGCACUGGCAAAGGUCACUCUCAGGAUUCAGCCAUACACCUACUACCUACUUUUAUCCUUUGGGCGCUUCAACCUGUACGCUUUGUCCUUCGAAUUCCUCCUUCGAGGACAGGGCCCACGCAAGGGACCUGCAUGGUGGCACAGAUGGCUCGAGCUCGCCGGCCAGCUAUUUUUUUGGACUUGGUUUGGUUAUGGCGUUGUUUACAAGUCGAUUCCCACCAACUUGGAUCGAUUUGUAUUCGUGCUGAUCAGCCACAUGGUCACCAUGCCCGUCCAUGCUCAGAUCUGCCUCUCCCAUUUUGCAAUGAGUACAUCUGAAAUGGGACCGCACGAAUCGUUCCCGCAGAAGAUGCUUCGCACUACUAUGGACAUCGAUUGCCCACAGUGGCUAGACUUCUUCCAUGGCGGCCUCCAGUUCCAGGCCAUUCAUCACCUCUACCCCAGGAUUCCGCGUCAUAACCUGCGCCGGACGCAAAGGCUUGUGCAGGACUUCUGUAACGAUGUCGGUAUCCCUUAUGCACUAUACGGUUUUGUGGACGGCAACAAGCAGGUUGUAGGUACGCUUGCCGACGUGUCAAGGCAGGCAGCCGUACUUGCCAAAUGCCAACAAACCAUUGCUGGGAGAGACGACUCCAUACACGGGCAUAGCCAUUGA
Anthostomella pinea is the source of this 1701-nucleotide messenger RNA. NCBI's taxonomy places the organism in Eukaryota, Fungi, Ascomycota, Sordariomycetes, Xylariales, Xylariaceae. The record is from the annotation of a GenBank genome assembly.